CUGCCGCAGCUCGUCGGGACCCUGGCCAGGCUCAUCUCCAAGAUCAUUGAUGCGGUGAGGACGGCACGCCAGAGUAAGCGGGAGUGCGAGUACCUCACGGUCCGCCUGUCCAUCAUCGGCGACGUGCUCCCUCGCCUGCCGCAGGACGCGAAGAUGAAGCGGUCACUCGCCGAGCUGGCAAAAACGCUGGGCGAGGCGCACAAGCUGGUCCUCGACUGCCAGAAUUGGAGCCCCGCCAGGGAGCUCAUUGGACUUGGUCAACGCCAUGCCGACAGCUUGAAGGAGGUCAACGCCAGGAUCGACUCCCACAUCAACCUCCUGAACUUGAUCUUUAACGCCACCGCCGGCCGCUCCACUUUCAACCACACGACGACGGUGCCGUCGCCGGGCAGUUCCUCGGGUCCUGUUGCCGUCAGGCUCACGUGGGCGGAAAUUGCAGCCGCGACCGAUUACUUCGCCGACGAACUCAGCCGACGCAGCCCGGAGGCGUUGUACAAGGGCCGUCUCCACGACGGCCCGGAGGUGGCCGUGAAGGUGAUGAACAAGAACGGGAGGCAGGACGUGGAGGGCGCGUUCGUGGCGGAGGUCGAGAUCCUCUUCCCCCUCCGCCACCAACACAUCGUGCGACUCGUCGGCUGGUGCUCCGAGGAGGAGGACCGCAUCAUCGUCUACCACCACGAGCAUAUGAGCAACGGCACGCUCAGAGACCACCUGAUGCGCCUGGGCCUGCGCGUGCGCGCUCCAGUGUUCCUGCGGGGCGGCUCUAGCUCGUCGCCAGUGAGAGCGACCUGGAAGACGCGCGUCGAGGUGCUGCUGGGCGUGUCGCGGGCCAUCGAGCACUUGCACCGCUGUGGGGUCAUCCACCGCAACGUCACCUCCUUCAACAUCCUCCUGGACGGAAGCUGGGAGCCGCGCCUGUCCGGCUUCGGCCAAGCGAUCUUGCAGGCGGCAAUGGGCGACCAGGUCGUCGAUGAGGUUGUCGGCACGCCCGGGUACCUCGACCCGGAGUACCGCCGCACGGGGCGUGUGAGCCCGGCGAGCGACGUGUACAGCUUCGGAAUGGUGAUACUAGAGUCGCUGACGGGGAAGGAUCCCGCCACCAUGCAGAUGGACUCGGUGCUCCUGGCCAUACGGAACAGGAAGCUACCGGAUGUGCUGGUCCGCCGCCCCGCGGCGACGCCACGGCAGCUGGAGGCGCUGGAGCUCGUGGCGCACUCGGCGGAGUGCUGCCUGUUUCCACAUGGGAACGACCGGCCUGCCAUGUCGGACGUUGUGACCAGCCUCCAUAGGGCGCUCUUUAAUAUCGACAACAAGUGGACGAGGACGACCACGGUCACGGCCGCGCCACCGCCGAGCUCCAGCUAUGACUCCCACAUCGGCCACGACGACAAGUCGACGACCACGGUCACGGCCGGGCCACCGCCAAGCUACAGCUAUGACUCCCGCAUUGGCCACGACGAGGAGUCGACCAUCACGGUCACGUCCGGGCCACCGCCGAGCUCCAGCUUUGGCUCCCUGCAGAGUCAGGUUUUUUUUUUUUUGAGAAAGCCCUGCAGAGUCAGCCUUACGAAGAUGAAGAAUCCAGCCAACCACCGGAGAGCAUCAGCACCUUAUUAUCUUCUAGAGGAAUGACCGACCAAGUAACGCAACUUAAAGCUCUGAAGGGCAUAUUGAUUGAUGCAACUGCAGAACCAAUUAUGCUAUCAUAUCCAUUUCUAAGCUCCAUCACAGGAAAUUUCUCUCGAGAAAUCGGCCGUGGUGGUUUCGGAAUUGUUUACCAGGGAGACCUUGGGACUAGGAAGGUUGCUGUGAAGAAACUUUCCAUCAUACCAGAGAGGUUCUCGGACACACUCUUUGUGGAAGAGAUUAAGUGUUUAAUAAAAGCAAAGCACAAUAAUGUGGUCAGAUUUCUAGGUUAUUGUGCAGAUACACAGGGGGAAUUGAUAUUAUUCAACGGAAUGCAUGUGUUGUCAGAGCUACCACAACGGCUGUUAUGCUUCGAGUAUUUUCCUAAUGGAAAUCUUGGGAAGUAUCUUGAAGAUAAAUCUCAUAAAGAUGAAUGGAAAAUUCGCCAUCAAAUGAUUAGGGAAUUUGUCAUGGUUUGAAUUGCCUUCAUGAGCAACGAAUUACUCAUUUGGAUUUAAAACCUGAAAAUAUUCUUUUGGAUGCUUGUAUGGAACCAAAAAUUGCGGACUUUGGGAUAUCAAGAUGCUUUGAUGAAGGAAUAUCAAGAGUUUACACCAAAAUCCUUCGUGGAACAAUGGGAUAUAUUGCACCAGAGACCAUAAAGAAUGGAGAAAUAACAUUCAAGUCAGAUAUAUAUGGUUUGGGUAUUAUAAUUAUAAAGUUGUUAACAAUGGGUAACUACUCUGAUUUUGAAAGUUGGCAUACAUCUUUAGACAUGGACCACCCACAAGUAAGGAGCUGGGCCGAAAUAGCUCAAACAUGUGUGCAUACAGACCAACAUAAGAGACCUACAAUAUGCAAGAUCAUGCAAAAGAUGAAUGAGAUAGAUAGCAUGUGAUAAAAAUUUCCAGUACCUUCAGUAUACCGAAAUUAUGAACAUUCAAGGUAGAGAUGUAAUCAUGUUCAGCUAGCAAUAUUUAUCUUGUGUACUCACAUCUUUUGGUGAUCUGUGGACAUUCUACACAAUUAUAUUAUGGACGCUAA
Molecule: messenger RNA, 2670 nt
Organism: Triticum aestivum (bread wheat)
Lineage: Eukaryota; Viridiplantae; Streptophyta; Magnoliopsida; Poales; Poaceae
Product: probable serine/threonine-protein kinase PBL23
Exons: 7
Coding region: 154-1632 (492 amino acids)
Biological process (GO): cell surface receptor signaling pathway; protein phosphorylation
Molecular function (GO): ATP binding; protein kinase activity
Source: RefSeq, a predicted model, not a curated record